Messenger RNA from Funneliformis caledonium, 3483 nucleotides. Lineage: Eukaryota; Fungi; Glomeromycota; Glomeromycetes; Glomerales; Glomeraceae. The record is from the annotation of a GenBank genome assembly.
AUGCAACAUAUUAAAACCAAUACAGCAUUUGUAGCAUUAGCACGUCAGAACGCACGCAACCUAUUUGGAGCAAAAUCGAGUACAGUAUUCGGGCAUCACGGAGGAUUAUCAAACAGAGGGAAAUUUCAUGGAAACGGUUCAAAUAGAUCUGGUCAACAACAAAAUUCACAACAUAAUGGUACCUCAAAUUCUAGCUGGAUCGGUGAUAAUCAACAUCAUAAGAGACAAAAUGGUAUUUCAAAUGGAAUAAAUUCGAUAAGAAAUGUUAGAGGUGGAGCAACCUCUUCGAAUUUUAUUAGAAAUAAUAAUGUUUCAACAAGAUAUCGAGAAAAUAAAAGGUUUAAUAGUACAGUAGCUUCAACCUCGACGACAAAUCAUUUUAAUGUUGCUGGCAUGGGGGGAGAAAAUGAAUCGAGCAUAUGGCAACUAAAAAAUCAAGAUCAUCUUUUAUCUAUAAAUGAACUUAAUAACUCAAUGAGAGAGUUAAAUCGUAAAGGAUUUCUUUCCGAGUCUGAACGUCAUUUUCGUUUUAUUAAACAAUCAGGGAUAACACCAAAUAUAUUCACUUACAAUUUGUUAUUUGACACGAUUGCAAAAGCUAAAUCAAAUCACUACAGUAGUGAAAAGAUGAUAGAUUAUUAUAAUGAUAUGCUUGAAAAUAAUGUGGUACCAAAUUUGGACACUUAUAGUAUUGUCAUAAAAGGUUUGUGUAAGAUUGAUAUUGAACUUACAGGUAUAAUGAUUCGCCAGGAAAAUCGAUUCAAGAGAGAGAAUAAUUCGGCUGAUGAAAAUACAAUUCAACAAUUUAUUAGGCAGAAAGAAAAAUCCGUGAACUUUGCUUUGGAUUUAUUUGAGAAAACAAAAUAUCUGCCAAACGUUUAUUAUGACGUUGAUAUUUGUGAUACUUUAUUACGAUCCCUUGCGAAUCACGGGAGGAUAGAUGAUGGAUUGGCAGUUUUCGAAUAUAUGGAGACAAAUGAUAUCAUUUCGACAUCCACAUUUGGUUAUUUAAUAUCAUUGUACAGUCAUGGUGGUGACAUGCAAAACGCAUUGGAAUGUUUUAAUGAAUUCCGGCGGGUUGGCCAAAAUCUACGAUACCAACGCGAACCUUUAUCUGUAUAUAAUCAAUUGAUUUCCGCAUACAUGCGUUGCAAUGACAUACCACGCGCAAUCGAAGUUUUACAGGUAACGAUUCCCGAAGCAGGUCUUGUGGCUGACGAAUGGUCAUAUCAUUAUUUUAUCAGAGACCUAUGUGAUCGUGGUGAGCUAGAUAUAGCAUAUGAAUGGUUUUUAAAAUGCAAGAAUGAUGAAUCUUUACCUGAUCCCAUUUUAUUCACACAUGAGAUUUUAUUAUUGAACUUUUCAAACAAUGGGGAUUAUGAAAAGGCAACAGAAAUAUAUCAAGGGAUGAAGGAAAAAGGGUUGCCCCCUAAAUAUUCGGAGAGAGCGAGUUAUUUUUAUUUAACGCUUCAAAAAGAUCCGGAUAGAACGUUUGAACUUUUGGAUGAUAUGAUAGAAAUGGGAUCCUCCACUGAUAUUAAUUUAACAAAUAAGAUUCUUGAACAUUUUGAUCAAACUGGUCAAAUUGAUAAAGGAUGUCAAGCCCUCUUGAAGAUUAUGAAUGCUUCGGAUAAUUAUUACAAUAAUAAUUUAUGGAGGCCAAUGAAUCCUAAAUCACAACCGGAUCAUAUGGAAAAAUACAUUGCUUGGUUAAGAGAUCCGAGACUUUCACUUAAAGAUACUAUUAGCGCCAAAUAUAAUCUGUGGUCAUUGAAAAAGAAGAGAAUUGAGUCCGUUGAACUGGAAAAAUAUGAUAUACUAAAGAAAGAAGGUAACUUGAUACCACAAUUAAAAGAACUCGAGCCAAUUCAUAUACAUUAUCUAUUCGAAACCUCGAUUUCAAAUUAUCACCACGUAGAUAAUAAAAAUCAGGACAUACUUAGGUCUAGAAUAUUUGAGAUAGCGAAUGAUGUUAUACAAAGUGGAAAUUCAAUACCUUACAAUACGUUAUCGAGAGUUAGUUAUGAAUUCAAAGAGUUAUCGGAUUUAGAGAGUUUGGAAAAAUGGAAAGGUUUGCUUUCUACAUCCUUCGAAAAUGAAAAAGAGAUCACCUCUCCUACCGCUGGUAGGGAACCCACGAUCAAAGAAUUCAAUCGAUCAGCUGAUUUGUCAAACCUUUGUAAAACAAAUGUUUUCGAUACCGAUCAUUUUAUGAAGGAAUUUCAUAAAAUGCUUAAUGAAGAUUUGUUACCUACGCCUGAACUUGUUAGUCAAGCCAUAAGAAAUUUAGGAAAAGCCAAGGAGCUUGAAAAAGCAUUAGAGGUUUAUAAUCUUACAUACGAUUUUCAUCAAAAGUGGAAAUCUCCUAUCAGAGAGAACACAUUGCAUUACGCUCGUAACAGCAUGCUUGUUGCAUACGCGACUAGUCAUAAUUUGGAAGGUGCAAACAAGAUGUAUCAAGAAAUUAUUGAUUCAGGACGUUAUCCGGAUGCGAAUGCGAUUGCUGAUUAUUUAGUAUGUGAAGGUGAAAGGAACACGGAUGAAGCGACAACGGCCCUUAAAUUUUACAACGAAAUAAAGAGACGUGGUUUUAGAGCCACCACAUACUUUUAUAAUGUUUUAAUCAGUAAACUUGGAAAAGCGCGUAAAUAUGAUGCCGUAUGGGAAAUAUUUGAAGAGAUGAAACGAUUAAAAAUUCAACGUAAUGUGGUCACUUAUGGAGCUUUGAUUGCAGCAUGUGUUCGUGUAAAAUCGGAAGAAAAGGCACUUUCAGUAUUCCGAGAAAUGGAAAGGCUUGAAAAAUAUCAACUGCGCAUUGGACCAUUCAACUCGAUGAUUCAAUUCUAUACAUGGGACUUACAUAACAGAGAAAAAGCACUCGAAUUUUUCGAAGAAAUUCGAAAGCACAAAUUGAAUCCAUCUGAGCAUACAUUUAAAUUAUUAAUAGAUGCUUACGCUACAAUUGAACCUUAUGAUAUGCAUUCAGCAAUGAAUGUUUUUAAUAUAAUGAAACAAGAUGGAGUGAUACCACAAUCUACACAUUUCGCCUCUUUAAUUUAUAGUUAUGGAGUUUGUCAAGGAGAUGUACAAAAUGCUUUGCAAAUAUUUAAUUCGAUGCAAACAGUUCACAACAUUCGACCGGAUGAAAACGCGUAUCAAGCGAUAUUUGAUGCAUUAAUCGCUAAUAAGCGUAUCGAGGAAGCGGAAGAAUAUUAUGAUGAGAUGCUAAUGCGAGAUGAUGUGAAAUCAACUCCUUAUAUUGAAAAUUUAUUUAUCAGAGGUUACGGACAGUUGGGUCAAUGGGAUAGGGCAGAGACCGUAUUUAAUAAUAUGAUAGAUCUUAAUGAUACAUCUGAUCGUAUUGGUGUACCAAGGGAACCCAGUACUUAUGAAGAAAUGGUUAAAGCUUAUGUUAUUAGUGGACAAAUUGAGAAAGCUCAUGAACUUGCUAGUAUAUUGGAACGUAAAGAUUUUCCAGAGAUU